GGAAGAGGAGAAAGAGGAGGAGGAGGAGGAGGAGGAGGACCAGAAGUACCAAGAAAGGCAUGAGCUCACUGGCAGGAUGGUUUCGCAUUUCUGCGCCGACCUUCGCCAGACGGCUGGGCGGCUCAAGCUGAUGCCAUUGUCGCUAUGGCGAUGUAGGCCAACGAGCCGAAGGCCGUGAACAAGAAGGCGUGAAAUGCCGCGAGGUUCCCCUCCCCGAUGCAUUUGCCUGUCUAGGAACACUGAGGUGGUGGUCGAACCCUGCCACGCAGACGCGGCAGAACUCGCAGUGGGCGGCGCCCCGAGGCCGCGUGAGGCGACACGCGGCGCACCACCGCUCGCCCGGAGCGGGAGCGGGCAGCAACUGCACCGCCUCCUGCGCCCCUCCGGGGCCGUCGGGGCUCGCCUGCAGAUCCCCGGGUCUGCGAGCGCGCAGCGCAGCAGGGCCUCCGACGUGCACGCGGUCGCGACGAUCGGAGGCCCUCUUCCGAGAUAAGCCCGCCCACCACGUGCAGCCAGUGCGCCCGAGGCGCGACCCCGAAGGAGAAGCAGAGCCCCGCGGCCAGGACGACGCCGAGCAGGACCACGGUGCAGUACCAGUGAGCACCCGACACGUACACAGCCCAGUCUCCGCGCACCCGCAGGGCGCACACGUGCCCGAGCCAUACCACCCGCCCCUUUUCGCCCGCCCCGACUGGGCCACCGAACAGUUCCGCGGGCGGCUUGCCCUCCGCUUCGUUGUCGCCUCGCCGAAUCGCCGCAGCGGCCUCCGACGGCGCCGUUUCUCCGUCGGCCGCGGCGCGUUCGCUCAUCGAGCGGGCUUGGGAGCUGCGCGCGGGCGCUGGGGCGUCGGGCCGCUGGCGGACACGAGCGGGCUCUGGAGGAGCAGGGGCAGGAUGGCGAUG
Prorocentrum cordatum is the source of this 902-nucleotide messenger RNA. The record is from the annotation of a GenBank genome assembly. Lineage: Eukaryota; Dinophyceae; Prorocentrales; Prorocentraceae.